CGAACGUUGAUCAGUAGCGACAAAACCAGACAUAAUUUAGAAAAACUUCGAGCGUCUCAUAAAAUUGACAUAUAUACAAAUUUUUAAUUAUUUUCAAAAAAAAAAAAUGUUUUUGCCUUACAACAGAAUGGUGGUGGGGCAACCGCUCCAUUAUUACUACCCCUAUGGAGAAUCUCCACCGUUGACAGACAAUUCAAAAUUCCAAUUUUUUCAACAAUUUGAAAGCGUUGCAGCUUCAAUGGACUCCAAUGAGGACUAUCCAAUGAUAACUUCACCAACCAAUAGCACACAGAGUGACAGUGAUAAUUCAGUAUCAAGCAUAGAAGUGCCAUCUCACUCCAUCGAAAUCCCAAAAAAAGAUGACAAAAAGCAAUGCUUAUGGAGAAACUGCGGUGCCAUUUUUCUAUCACUCACCGAACUAGCUAGUCACGUAUCUCAGUGCCAUUCAGCUGGAGGUGCGGAUGGACUUUUCCAUUGCGGUUGGGAAGGUUGUGCCAGAAAUAAUAAAGGAUUCAAUGCCAGAUACAAAAUGCUUGUCCACGUAAGGACUCACACCAAUGAAAAACCGCACCAAUGCUGCCAAUGCGACAAAUCCUUUUCCAGAGCGGAAAAUCUAAAAAUCCACUCAAGAUCACACAGCGGCGAAAAACCAUACAUUUGUCCGGUAGCUGGAUGUGGCAAAGCAUAUUCGAAUUCCAGUGACAGAUUCAAGCACACCAGGACUCACUCAGUGGAGAAGCCUUAUCAGUGCAAGGUGCCUGGAUGCCCGAAACGUUACACCGACCCGAGUAGCCUCAGAAAGCACGUUAAAACUUACAAGCAUUAUGCUCCUGAAGUUUCUGAUCCAGCAAUAGAGCCCAAUGUUAAUUCCGCAGAAGGAGCUUCAAGAUUGAGUGAUUUUGCCUCUAUAGUUAUUCAGGAAAAAUCAUUACCAUCAGAAGAUACUAUUGAAAAUCACGUGUCUGUUAUAACAGUUAACAAUGCUAAAUUCAACGAUGGUUACCAUAUGCAUUCGCCAACAUCCACUGAAGAUAUUUUCAGGUUUAGGGCUUUGAUUGAUAUCAAAAAUGACAAUUACGGGUUCAUGGAAAGAUGUGAAAGUAAGAAAUUAUUUAGGCCCUAUGAGUUGGAUGACGAAUUAUCCAUGGAUUUAGAUGCUCCCUUAGAUUUAAGCCUAAGAAGAGAUAUGUAAAUGAUGUUGUGCAGCUUUGUGAUAUUUUUAACUUUUAUAGCUGCAUAUUUCAGUAUUAAGUUGUGUGAGCGUUCUGAGUUUUUUGUUUGUUCUUGUACGGCGUUUUUUUUAGAUUUAAGACAUUGUGAUAUUUAGGAGAUAUUUUUAUUAAUUGAGAUUAGAUAGAUUUUUAUAAACGAAUCAACUAUAUUUGCAUUAAAUAGAAAAAAGAAGAUAAAACGUAAAAUUUGUUUUGUUACGCGUAGGUACAC
Messenger RNA from Ceutorhynchus assimilis (cabbage seed weevil), 1443 nucleotides. Lineage: Eukaryota; Metazoa; Arthropoda; Insecta; Coleoptera; Curculionidae. The record is from the annotation of a GenBank genome assembly.